UAUUGACUUCAGUUGUUUCUAGACCAUUCAGACAAGUGUUUCUCUACAACAUUUAACAUGAAUUUUCUCAUGUUUUACAUUGUUGCGAUAUUUUGCGCAUAUUUUCAGACAUCUGUCGGCUUCUUAUUGUUUGACGGAGAGAAAGUCUACCUCUUCAACGUUGAUUCCGAGUACAGACUUCAGCAGAAAAAUCCUAUUCGAAAUGUUGCCGAAAAAUCAUCCGCUCUCUUGUCAGUCCGCACAAAGCACAGCGAGUUGCUCUACAGUUUCAAGGGCACACGGGAAAAAAUGUUGCAACCGAAGAACGUGCCACCACUUGACAUCGCCACAAAAGAUUACAAACAAAAUUUAGAAGAUAAUGCUCUCGCAAUUCUAACGUACGAGUUGCGAUCGUAUCGUAAAUAUUUGCUAAAAACCGACACACCUCCAGUGAUGCUCAAGAAAAUCCGUCUGCCGAUGGGAACUUGCAAUGCCACAAUUGUCAUUGAGCGUCGCUCGCACUUGACGUCGCUGACGGCAACGGCUUCCGCGAAAAAUUGCCUGAUUUCGCGGAAAUUUAUGGCAGCACUGCGACUCGGGCACACCAGCAACACCGUAAUUGAUGACAUCCAGAACGAGCUGUUCAUCGAAUAUUCCAAUCGUGAGCGACAAAUUAAGGAAAUGAAAGUAACGUCUUUCGUCGACACGCACGUGAGAGACACCAAAAUCCACACGGUAAGGAAAGUGGCGAUGAAAUAUGUGGGAGCCGUACUCGGUAUCACAGACUGGGAGCAGGCGUUGUUGAUGACGGAACUUUCGAAAGAUCGACGAGCUUGAGAAAUUGUUUUUUUUUAUAUUUUUUUGUUUUUUUCUUGGUAAAUGGGAAAAUUGUAGUAAACAUUUUUUUUAUAUUUUUGGAUAUUGACGAUAAAAA
Molecule: messenger RNA, 913 nt
Organism: Culicoides brevitarsis
Lineage: Eukaryota; Metazoa; Arthropoda; Insecta; Diptera; Ceratopogonidae
Exons: 2
Coding region: 58-816 (252 amino acids)
Source: RefSeq, a predicted model, not a curated record